Neofelis nebulosa (Clouded leopard) is the source of this 1353-nucleotide messenger RNA. RefSeq names its product dual specificity phosphatase 13B (gene DUSP13B). NCBI's taxonomy places the organism in Eukaryota, Metazoa, Chordata, Mammalia, Carnivora, Felidae. The record is from RefSeq and is a predicted model, not a curated record. Gene Ontology annotation, molecular function: MAP kinase phosphatase activity; protein tyrosine/serine/threonine phosphatase activity. The transcript has 6 exons. The coding region runs from base 116 to 1099 and encodes 327 amino acids. Gene Ontology annotation, biological process: negative regulation of MAPK cascade; protein dephosphorylation. Gene Ontology annotation, cellular component: cytoplasm.
UCCUGGUGCACUGUGUGGUAGGGGUGAGCCGCUCUGCCACACUGGUGCUGGCCUACCUCAUGCUACACCAGCAGCUGUCCCUGCGCGAGGCAGUGAUCACCGUGAGGCAACACCGAUGGGUCUUCCCCAACCGAGGCUUCCUCCACCAGCUCUGCCAGCUGGACCAGCAGCUGCGGGGUGCAGGCCGGAGCUGAGGGGCCAGAGCUCGUCAUUACUCCCUGCCGCAGGGCUGUGCCACUUUGCUGCCCUGGCACUGGUCCUGUUGGUGCUGCUGGAGGCUCUGGCCCAGGUGGAUUCCAAGAAGAUGGUAAGAACCCAGUGUGGAGUCCGCCCUAGAGCCUGCUACUCCAUCUGCUUCCUCCCGCUGCCUGCACUCCCUGCCAGCCACUGUCUUCAGUCCCUGCAGAAACAGCAUCAAGUGUGCGGAGACAGGCAGCUGGAAGCCGGCAGCACAAAGUGGCCGUCAGAGAAGACCACAGCCUGGGCCAGAUAUCCCCACAGAAUGAACUCGCUGCAGAAGCAGGACCUCCGGAGGCCCAAGAUCCAUGGGGCAGUCCGGGUGUCCCCCUACCAGCCACCCACACUGGCCUCCCUACAGCGCUUGCUGUGGGUCCGUCGGGCUGCCAUGCUGAGCCACAUCAAUGAGGUCUGGCCCAACCUCUUCCUAGGAGAUGCGUAUGCAGCCCGGGACAAGAACAAGCUGACCCAGCUGGGCAUCACCCAUGUCGUGAAUGUUGCUGCGGGCAAGUUUCAAGUGGACACAGGUGCCAAGUUUUACCGCGGAAUGCCCUUGGAGUACUAUGGCAUUGAGGCUGAUGACAACCCCUUCUUCGACCUCAGUGUCUACUUUCUGCCUGUUGCUCGAUACAUCCGGACUGCCCUCAGUGUUCCUAAAGGCCGUGUGCUGGUACACUGUGCUAUGGGGGUGAGCCGCUCUGCUACAGUUGUCCUGGCCUUCCUCAUGAUCUGCGAGAACAUGACGCUGGUGGAGGCCAUCCAGACGGUGCAGGCCCACCGUGAUAUCUGCCCCAACUCGGGCUUCCUCCAGCAGCUCCAGGUUCUGGACAACCGACUGGGGCGGGAGACGGGGCGGCUCUGACUUGGUGAGCAGCCAGAAGCCCUGACCUUCUGGCCAGCAUGGCCCAACCCAACCAGCCUGGCCCUGGGGACAGCAGCCUCUGCUGUUUCCAGUGACCUUGAGGUAUAAAUAGCAAGUGGGGGCUUAGCUGAGGCAGAAGCAGGGAGAAUUGAGUGGUGACCUUUAGCAGGUGGAUUUCCCUGACCCAAUCCAAAGAUUCUUUAUACAAAAGAGAGUUCAGUCUGUCUCUAUAAUAAAAUGUUCAUCAUAAUAAA